Messenger RNA from Neoarthrinium moseri, 900 nucleotides. RefSeq lists its product as uncharacterized. The record is from RefSeq and is a predicted model, not a curated record. Bases 1 to 900 code for a protein of 299 amino acids. The transcript has a single exon. Lineage: Eukaryota; Fungi; Ascomycota; Sordariomycetes; Amphisphaeriales; Apiosporaceae.
AUGCGACCACAUACACCAACGAUCAACACUUCCCGGGCGGGACUCGAUGUUACCUCGCCACCAGAGACGCCGACCACUGGCUCUCCCAAGUUCAACCGCAAGGCCGGCGCUGGCCCGGACGACCGGCCUAGUGCCCGCGGAGGACCGCGCCGGCCUAGCAUCCCGCCUUUAGGCGGUGUGGGCUCCCAGUUCGCCUACGUUCAGGGCAUUCGCCCAGAAGAACUCUCACCACAGUCGUCGGACUCAUCGGAUGACGACUCGGAAACUUCUGCCAGUCCUCCGCAGUCGCCCGUGUCCAAUGUUUCUGAACCGCGCAUCAGCGUUUCGCACAUCCCCUCUACACAGGUCAUUGUCGAGGCCACAUUCGAGAUUGAAGAAUGUAGCGAGGACGAUGAAGACGCCAUGGACAGCGACGACGAUGAGGACCGAGCGGAUGUGUUGCAGCCCUACGAUUACGAAGACGCCGAGUCAGAGCGCAGCGCGUCCAGGACCCAGUCUGAAGUUGACCCACAGCUUGUGAACAGCAUGGGAGAUGUCACCUUUGACUCGGACGACUCAGAUCUUGACUCGGAAGAUGGCAGUGAGUUCAUGAAGAACCUUAAACUCCAGCGCCAGAACCGGAGAAUCAGGCGCAUGACCUCUGGCAGCAUCAGCAAGAGGACUGUCAGCGAGCGCGGAAGUGACUCGGACCGCGAGGACCUCCAGCCUUGGGACAACGGAGAGUCGGUUCAGCGCCGAAUCCGCCGAAAAGUAAACCGGCAUAGUCUGCUGUCUAUCCCUCCUGAGAUCAUCAUUGAGCUUAAGGAGCCCAACAGUGACGGCGAGGUUGUUUGGGAUGAGCAUGAGAUUGAUCUUGCUCGCGAGCUGCCUUUCUGGACAAUGGAAGUUGACUCAGACUGA